GAAAACCGGGGUUCUCGCUAUAAAUACGUCGCCUUGGCCGCCCCAUUCCCCUAGCUUUGCUUUACUCCAACACUUUCUCUCUCUAUUUCAUCUCUCUAGCUCUGAAUUCCUUCUCUGCCACCUAUUUUUUCGGCGCCUUUCUCACCAAGACAGAGAGGCUCUCUGCCUUAUCCUGCACGCUCUCUCAGUUUUUUGGCUUUGAAAACCCUAGCUUUCUCUCUCCAUUUAACCCGAGGCUUUUCUCCUUUCUUUCUUGUGUUCUUUCUUUGUUGAAUCGGAGCUUUUCCGGGCUGUUAUCUCUUUAAACUGAGGAUUUUCCGGCUUUUUACUCUUGUCUGCAACUUUCAUGGCGGUUGAAGCUCUUCAGAUGGUGAGCCGCUCCAUGAACGACGGCUUAGGAAGAAAUAGUGAGGAGACCUCAGCUCCUCCUAAAGAAACUCACUUCAGAGGAGUGAGGAAGAGGCCAUGGGGUCGUUUCGCUGCUGAGAUAAGAGAUCCGUGGAAGAAGACCAGGAAAUGGCUUGGAACCUUUGACACGGCCGAAGAAGCGGCUCGCGCCUAUGAUGCAGCGGCUCGUAACCUCAGAGGCCCAAAGGCCAAGACGAACUUCACCAUAGCUGACGAUCUCAGAUCUGACACCAUUCAGGCCACCGAUCUGACACACUUCAGGCCGUGGACCUCCUCUUUCUAUGCCGCUCCUUCUAAUACCACCUCCUCCUCCUCUUCUGAAACCACUGAUUUUGGUGGCUUCUCGAAAGGCGGUUUUCCUGCAACCGAGAAAGCAGCAGGUUUCUCCAAAGUUUUUCCGGCGGCUGAGAAAGGCGGUUUCCCGGUGACUGCUGAGAAGAAAACCGAUUUUUCUGCUAACUGUGACCUGACUCUGACACAAAGCAAGAGGCAGGAGCCGCAGUUUUUGUUCGAUCUUAACCAGCCGGCGCCGUUAUUUUGAGGUUUAUAUUUCCAUAUAACGAUAUUCUCCGAUGAGUUUUUGGACGGGAAAUUCGACGGCGGUGACGCUUUUUUAUUUCCUUCGUUUUUGCUUUAUCCAUUCCGGGAUUAAAUCGGCGAUGUAUUUUCUUUCUUUUCGUCUUUGUACAGUUUUCUUCUCAUCUGAAUCUCCGAUUAUCGGCGAAAUUCGAAAUUCUUUCCUCUUUGGAAAUUUGCGUGAAA
Molecule: messenger RNA, 1170 nt
Organism: Amborella trichopoda
Lineage: Eukaryota; Viridiplantae; Streptophyta; Magnoliopsida; Amborellales; Amborellaceae
Biological process (GO): regulation of DNA-templated transcription
Molecular function (GO): DNA-binding transcription factor activity; DNA binding
Source: RefSeq, a predicted model, not a curated record